Acromyrmex echinatior (Panamanian leafcutter ant) is the source of this 627-nucleotide messenger RNA. RefSeq lists its product as uncharacterized. Lineage: Eukaryota; Metazoa; Arthropoda; Insecta; Hymenoptera; Formicidae. The record is from RefSeq and is a predicted model, not a curated record.
CUUUGUGGAGUACUCCAAUUUAAUUUUUAUCGUUUAUCAAAGCAUGCUCCUGUCGCUGAUAAGAAGAGACCGGGGAGUCCUCUGUCGGUUCUCGAGGUUGAGGACCCGAAGCAAUGUGUUCUCGCGCAUUUCAUGACACCACUGGAACCUCUGGACCCGCUAAUGGAAUCUCCAGUGUCUCGUCCUUUAGUUCUACAACGCGACACCGCCGCGGAACUAGUCGCCGAGAUAGCACCCUCUGCUUCGCAAAGUAUUUUACUUACGAAUAUGGAGAAGAACGCGGAUUUCCCAUUUAUCACGUAUUAUCUUAUAAACAAGCACAGCACAGACCCCAUAGAUUUUUACAAUGAAGUGCAAUGUGCGGCUCUACGUAAAUUCGACCCUCGAGAUCUCAGAUACGCUGCCAGUCACACGUUAGAUCUGUUCAACGAGGUAGCGACCAUUGCGAGACCGCCGCUCGAACCACCCGGUGGAAGACCGCCUAUUCCAUCCACCGGCUACAUAGUAUCAAUUUUUAAAGUUUUCGAGGGCGAUGACGGUCUCAAAUUCGAACAAAACUGGCUCUAUUGGACAGGUAGGUGUUGUAAUUAAGAUAAAAAAUAAUUUAAGACUAACCAGUAUAAUGCG